CCGCAUGCACAUGUACAUAUAUCGCGGGCAACUCGCUAUGUUUGAACCUCUUGUUUUCUCUCUUUCUGUAUCACAACUCUUCAUUCCCAAGAACGACUAACCCACCUCGAGCUGUGCUCGAGUGAAGCUUUCCUUUUAUUUUUCUUGUCUAUACUUUCUUCGGGUCUGGUUACCACUCACUUUUUUUUUUAAUUACUAUUUCUUUUGUUUCGUUGUCGGGUCUCUCUCGCAACACAACUCUAAGUGACCGACAAUACAACCAGUUUCAGUCCCUCACCACCACCUCAAAUAUGCGCUGCCAAUCUGUCCUGUCCGCCGCGGCGCUGUUCGCCCUGGCUCGGGCCAUCCCCGUCCCCUUGAACAUCAACCUCGGAGCAUACUCGCCCGCGGUGGUGGUCGGUGAUGGUGAAAUAUCGUUUGGAGGAGCUGAAUCGGUGGAGAGGACCGUCAACACGCUCCAGGGCGCUGCCGUGAACAACGCAGGCACCGUGGCCGCGGCAGCAGUGUCGGCUCCCAUCCUCUCCGACCCCACGGCUUCGUUGCCUGUACCCGGCGUGUCCAAGGAGCUCGAUCCCCGCGAGGGCGAUGUCGAGCCCAGAGAGGAUGGACACGCAAAGCGCGACUUGGCCGGCUUUGACCGCGCCCUCACCUACGCCGAAGCUGCCCUUGUCAAGGGGCCCAAGAUUCAGCUGGGAACCGGUGUCGAGGGCUCGGGCGUCGGCAUCAUAAUCGACAACCAGCCUUCUGUUGCGACAACUCGGGCGACCAGAGGCAUUGUCGCGGCUUGAAAGGAGCAGCUUGGGAUGGUGAAAAACGUAUUUCCUAUGGGGUGUAUAUCAUGAGGUUCUUGCAAAUAUGGGUUGUUUUGUGCUUUUAGGUAUAUACGGGCAAGCAUUAUCUGGAGUUAUUGGUGUUACUAAGUAGUCAAGGUCAAGACUUUGCCACUUCCUC
Molecule: messenger RNA, 951 nt
Organism: Lasiosphaeria miniovina
Lineage: Eukaryota; Fungi; Ascomycota; Sordariomycetes; Sordariales; Lasiosphaeriaceae
Exons: 2
Coding region: 291-788 (165 amino acids)
Source: RefSeq, a predicted model, not a curated record